Chenopodium quinoa (quinoa) is the source of this 3236-nucleotide messenger RNA. RefSeq lists its product as uncharacterized. The record is from RefSeq and is a predicted model, not a curated record. The transcript is spliced from 2 exons. The coding region runs from base 1185 to 1934 and encodes 249 amino acids. NCBI's taxonomy places the organism in Eukaryota, Viridiplantae, Streptophyta, Magnoliopsida, Caryophyllales, Amaranthaceae.
CUUUGUGUAUAAUUGCUGUAAUUCUAAAAGUUUAGGAUAAGAAAUUAAACUAUUGAAAUUUGGAUUAUUUGCUUAAGAUUUUGAGAUCUAUUUACAAUUGAAAGAACUAUAGAUGUGAAUACAAAGCAUCUUCUUAAAACUAAUACCACUUAUUAUUUAAUGCAUGCCCAUUUUAUUUUAGCUUUUAUUAGUUGCUCUAAAGUUUUAGUAGCAUAGUAGUUAACUUAUAUAGUCAGGGCCUAAUGCAAAAGUACAAGUUGUAUAAGAAAGGUAAAGUACAAAUGAAAUAGAUUAAAUUACACAAGUAUAACCUAAACAUAUAGCUUACAUUGCUUUACUUUAUUUUAGUUUGUAUAGAAAUUGAUAUUUAUUCUGAUAAGUACGUUUUAAAAUUUUCUAUUUAUUUGGUCAAAAUUAUAGUAUCCCUUAUUAAAGUAUUAAUUAUGUAUAGAUAUGGAUACAAGUUGGAUAGAACUUCCACGAAGCCACGCUUAAUAUGUCAAAGGCUGUAUGCAAUUCAUUAACUUUGCUAAGGUAGCUCAGGUAGAAGGAAAGAUUCGAUGUCCAUGUAAGACAUGUAAAGUGGAUAAAUGGCUUUCUGUAAAUGAAGUGGAAAGACAUAUCUUGUUUAAUGGGUUUUAUAAGUCAUAUAAGAAAUGGAUUUUUCAUGGUUAAGGGGAUUUGCUUCAGCGUAUGAUUGGGUGUGAUGGAGGGAGUACUAGUCAAGGAUCCCCUCUAGAUCAAACAAGGUUUGAAGGUCGAGUAGGAGGCCUAUUGAGAUCAGCUUUUAGUUUUGAAAAACCCUCAAGUGACCUAACCUUUGAACCACAUGAAAAUAAUGAAAAUGACGAGUAUCUUGAAGAACCUGCCUUUGAUGAAGAGGAGGCUGAUUUAGAAUUUUCAACAACGGAAGACGAAGCUAAGUAUAAGAAAUUACUUGAUGUUUCUGAUGAGAAAUUGUAUGACAGGUGUACUAAAUUUUCCAAACUGUCUUUUCUUUUACACCUUUUUCACAUAAAAUGUAUGAGUCAUUGGUAUACUGAAUCCUUUAAUAUGCUACUCGAGCUUCUCAUAGACGCAUUUCCCCAAAUACUCGAGUUCCCUCGUCUUAUUAUCAAAGUAAGAGAAUAAUAAAAGACCUUGGCCUAGGGUAUGAAAAGAUUGAUGCUUGUCCAAAUAAUUGUAUGUUGUAUUGGGGUGAUUUUUCAGAGAAAGAAAAGUGUCAUGUUUGUGGUACAUCAAGAUGGAAGAAAAAUAAGGGUACAAAUGAUAAUGUCAGAGAUCAAGAUAAGACUAUUUCUAGGAGUUGUGAGCCAACUAAAUUAAUGCGUUACUUCCCUCUUAUCCCUAGACCGAAGAGAAUUUACAUGUCCUCAAAAACAGCGGAAGACAUGAGAUGGCAUUAUACUCAUAAUGAUCAAUUGAAUGAUGUUGAUAAGAAGAUGCUAAGGCACCCUUCCGAUGCAUUAGCUUGGAAAUCGUUUGAUCAACGUUUUGAGGAUUUUGCCUCAGAUCCUCGUAGUGUUCGAUUAGGACUUGCAAGUGAUGGGUUUAAUCCAUAUCGUUUGAUGAACACGACCUAUAGUACAUGGCCUGUGGUGUUGAUUCCCUAUAAUCUUCCACCAUGGUUAUGUUUGAAACCAUCUUCGUUCAUGCUGUCUAUUAUCAUUCCCGGUAAAACAAGUCCCGGAAUUGACAUUGAUGUGUAUUUGCAGCCACUAGUCCAUGAAUUGAAGUUGUUAUGGAGUGGGGUUGAUGCUUAUGAUGGAGAGAAAUUUAAAUUGGGAGCCGCUUUGCUUUGGACUAUUAAUGACUUUCCUGCUUAUGCAAUGCUCUUCGGUCUGAGCACCAAAGGUUAUAAGGCAUGCCCUAUAUGCAUUGAUUCAACUCCUUCUAAAAAAUUUGGGAGUAAGACUUGUUAUUGUGGGUAUUGAAAAUGGCUUCCGCCAUGUCAUCCAUAUCGAUUUGAGAGUGACAGUUUUAACGGAAGCGAAGAGCUUGGUGAAGCUCCACCUCGGCCUAGUAGGACUGACAUAUUGAGGCUCUCCACCUCGGCCUAGUAGGACUGACAUAUUGAGGCUACAAGAAAACGUUGGGUAUGUUUAUAGGAAGGCAUCAAAAAGAAAGAGAAGUAAUGAGGGUAACAAUGAAGAUGAUGUUGUCAUUGGUACCAAGAGAAGCAUAUUUAUGAUUUAGAGUACUGGGAGCAUAAUUUGUUAAGGCAUAAUCUAGAUGUAAUGCACAUAGAAAAAAAUGUGUGUGAAAAUAUUUUAAAUACUCUUUUAAAUACCGAUAAAAGCAGAGAUAAGAAGGCUGAUCGAGAUGCCCUUCAAGGAUGGGGCAUAAAGCCACAUCUUUGGGUUCAAGAUAAUCAUAUGACUUCGACUUCUUAUUCUAUGUCUGUAGAGGAGAAAGAGAGGUUCUUAAAAGUUUUACAAAAACUCAGAGUCCCUGAUGACUAUGGAUCUAACCUUUCUAGAUGCGUAAACAUACAGCAAAAAAAGUUGAUUAACCUUAAGAGCCAUGGCAACCAUGUUUUGAUGCAACAUAUCCUUCCCGUCGCCUUAAGAGCUUCUAAUGCAACAAAAGUUAUUAAUUUGCUUGCAAAAUUGUCUUACUUUUUCAAGCAAUUAUGCUCCAUUGCUAUCGAUCCUGACAAUCUAGAUGCUCUUCAAGAAGGAAUUGUAUUAACCCUUUGUGAGUUGGAAAUUAGUGGAGGAGGUUAAACUCGGUGGACUAGUACAAUACAGAUGGAUGUAUCCCAUUGAGAGGUACUUGGCCCAUCUAAAGUCACAUGUAGCUAAUAAAGCCCAACCUGAAGGAUCAAUUGCAGAAGACUACCUUUUAGAGGAGACCAUUAGGUUUUGUUCAAGAUAUCUUGAAGGUGUUAAGAAUGUCUUUAACAAACCUAAACGAAUUGAUGAUGAUAGCCCCAAUUUUGGAAAAUACUUGUGUAAUUCUGGCGGUCGAGUAGUUGGGAAAGAGGUCAAUUUUCGUCUAGAUGACAAAAGCUUAAAACAAGCUCAUCGCUAUGUUUUACUACAUCAUUCUGAUGAAAUUCAAGAGCUUCUUGAGUAAGUAACAGAGUAUUAUUCUAUGUUAUGAAUAACCAAUUAAGUGAUGAAAGUAAUUGGAUCAUCAAGGAGUUUGGUGAGUGGUUGCGAAGUCAGGUGAUAUAUAUGUAUCCUAAUGUGUUCAAUUUUCUUACAAAAAUAGCAGACUGCUUUUGACUUUAU